UUCAAGACUGCAAACUGGAUUCCUGGAGCCCUUGGUAGUUUGCCGUGCACAGAUAGUACCUGUUAGCAGCUCACACUAAUACCCAGAUAGUCUAAAGAGGACUGGAUUCCUGCUGGUGACACAAUGCAAGCUGUCGUGCCCUCACACAUGAUGACAGCAUCCUCCCCAGACCCUUCAGCCUUGCCUUCAAGUGAACAAAGCACGGCCCCCAGCGUGGACGCUCUUGGGGCCCAAGAACGUGUCUCAAGGGGAUAUGCUGAUGACCUAGAGACUCUCAGGCAGAAGUUCAGGUGGUUUUGUUACUCACAAGAAGAAGGACCCAGAAAAACCCUGACUCAGCUCUGGGAGCUCUGCAAGCAGUGGCUGAGACCAGACAUUCAUACCAAAGAGCAAAUCUUAGAGCUGUUAGUGUUUGAGCAGUUCCUGAGGGUUCUGCCUGGAGAGACGAGGACGUGGGUGAAUUCUCAGCACCCUGAGAGUAGUGUGGAGGUAGUGACCCUAGUAGAAGACUUGAACCAAACACUUGAAGAAAAGGAAGAUCUUAGCACUGAGGAGUCUGCUGCUUGCAAAGAGGAGGAUUUGGGAGAAGACGAGAUGGUGGCUGUCCCUCCAAGUACGGAGCCACGUGAGCCUGUAACAUUUGAGGACGUGUCUGUGGACUUUAGCAGAGGAGAGUGGAAGAUGCUGGAGCCGUCUCAAAGGGAGCUGUAUAAGGAAAUGCUACUGGAAACCUUAAGGAACCUGGAAUUUCUGGGCUUUCCAGUUUCCAAAUUUGACUUGAUUUCCCAUCUGAAGUGGGUUAAGUUGCCAAGGGUACUGGAAAAAGAAAUCUCAAAAGGCCCCAGACCAGGUGAGUUGGUAAAAGAGGGCGAGGCUAGAAGUGAACUGCAUGCUUUUAUGGAAGAUUUGACUUUAGAGAAAAUGGUAGAAUACAGCUUCGGUGAUGAUGGUUAUGGCUUGAAGACAGAAUUCCAAAAGCGACAUGGCAAACCCAAGAAAGAUCAGGGCAAGCGGAGCAGCCAUGGGAGUAAGGAGUCUGAGUCCCAAGAAACUCCCUCGGGAAAGAAUUUCAAACAAGCUUCUGACACAGCCAAACGUCAGAGAGCCUCCUUAAUGAAGAAGUCUCAGAGGCCUAAGGAAGGCAAGAAACCCUUCACUUAUCACUCAGAUCUUGUGAACCGCAAAGAGCACAGUGCAGAAAAGUCAAGGAAACGCAGCGGAAAUGAAAAAGACCCACGUCACCCUUCAUCUCAUACUGAACGUAAGAAACAUCCAAAAAUUGGCUCGUUGAGUAAGACCCAGAAGUGUAGUAAGUGUGGGGUAGCCUUCACUCAAAUCUCCUGGUAUGGCAGUGAAAGCUCUCAAUGUGAAAAGUGCCGGAAGAACCUAUUUCAAGACGAAACCUCAACUAACGACAAGGAACCUGAAACUGAAGAAUCCAGCAAGUGCAGGAAGUGCGGGAAAGCCUUUGGCUAUAGUGCAAAGCGCUCUGUGUGUAUUGAAUGUAGAAAAGCCCGCAGAGCUAGUUCAUCACGCAAGCCACGUAAGAAAACUGGCACAAAAGAAAAGCCUUACAGGUGUGAUGAAUGUGGGAAAAAGUUUGCCGGGUUGCAAGCUAUCGAUAAGCAUCGAAGGAGUCACACUGGAGAAAAGCCCUAUGUGUGCAAACACUGCGGGAGGCCCUUCAGUGACAACUCUUCAUUUUGUCAACACCAGAGAAUUCACACCGGAGAGAAACCGUAUAAGUGCGGUGAGUGUGGGAAGUCUUUCACUCACAGCUCCUCCCUUUCCAAACACCAGAGAAUUCACACUGGCGAGAAGCCCUAUAAGUGUGAUGAGUGUGGGAAAGCCUUUAGGCAGAACUCCUGCCUUACCCGACAUCAGAGAACCCACACUGGAGAGAAACCGUAUUUGUGUAAGGACUGUGGACUGUCUUUUAGCCUUUUUAGUACUAUCAUGUAUCAUCAAAGACUCCAUGCAGGAGAAAAACCCUACAAAUGUACCCACUGUGAGAAAGCCUUCCCCACUCAUUCCCGCCUUGGACGCCAUCUGAGGUGUCACACGGGCGCGAAGCCAUACAAAUGUAAAGAGUGUGGGAAAACCUUCAGACAGAGCUCGUCUCUCAAUUUACAUCUCCGCAGCCAUACUGGAGAGAAGCCCUACAAAUGUGAGUAUUGCGAAGCAACCUUUACUCGGAGCACAAUCCUCGUUGAGCAUGUGAAAACGCACACCAGGAGCGUCCACUAUGAAUGUAAGAAGUGUGGUAAGAAGUCUAAAAGUCGGUCAGGCGGUCUUAGACACCACUGCACAAAGUGAUUCUGGGAAUGUAGUAAGUGGAGGGAAGGUUAGUUCAGGCUGUGCCCUUUUACACUCGACAUGCAAACUACCCACAGUGCU
Messenger RNA from Acomys russatus (golden spiny mouse), 2397 nucleotides. It is a transcript of the gene Znf483, whose product is annotated as zinc finger protein 483. The coding region runs from base 124 to 2316 and encodes 730 amino acids. Lineage: Eukaryota; Metazoa; Chordata; Mammalia; Rodentia; Muridae. The record is from RefSeq and is a predicted model, not a curated record. Gene Ontology annotation, biological process: negative regulation of transcription by RNA polymerase II. The transcript is spliced from 5 exons. Gene Ontology annotation, molecular function: DNA-binding transcription repressor activity, RNA polymerase II-specific.